UUUUUGAAUAAGAGCCAAUUGUCACAUGCGCAAUAGUUUAAUGAUUCUGUGUCAUGAUUGGAUGUUGCCAUAGUAACCAGAGUAAGCUGUUACCCGCCAUUUUAUCCGGCUUCAGACAUAUUAAGGUUAAGCAAAUUUAUUCAUAAAACGAAUAAUCAUGAUGAAAAUAUUAUCAUUGCAUGAAUUUGAUGUGCCUUCCUCCGAUGAAUUGGCUACUGUUGCACUUAUAGAAGAUGUUUUGCAUUAUUGUGAAUAUGAAAAUCUAACAGAUGAAUUGCAACCCUUUUUUAAAUAUGUGCGAGAAUAUCCCGAGAUUUCUAUUACUCCCGAUAUUCUUGCCACACGUGAAACGGCACAUACUAUUUGUGCUGAUGAUUUAUUUUUGCCAGUUCAUGAUAGCAUUUUUAAAAAACUUGCUAGCAUAUGCAGAGAAAAAGGAUUUAUUGAAGCUGUCUGUUUGGCUGCAUCUGCAGAACCACAGGAAGUGACACCAAUUUUGCAUUGGAUAGCUACAAGACUUAAAUGGAUGUUAGAUAUAAUGGAUAAAGGAAUAUAUCAAAAAGAAAUUUUGCCAACUUCUGGAUCUGGAUCAAUUGCUGAUAUUGUUCAUACAAGGGAUUGGGAAACAUCUCUUAUUAGAUGUCUUUCUUGGCAUCCACAUUGUACACGACUGGCAGUAGUCACAAAAGAUGACCGCAUACGUAUUUUUUCUCAAGGAAUAUCAAUGAUACCAAUUUUAAAACAUAGUGCUCAAAAAUCUGUUUGCUGUAUAAGUUGGAGGCCACUUGCUGGCAAAGAAUUGGCCGUGGCAUGUCAUGUAGGAGUCUUGGUUUGGACAAUAGAAUUAGGAGCAGCUAGUAAUUUUCUUAGUCAAGCAGUAUUAUUAAAACAAAGAAAUCAUGCUCCUGUAACAAGUGUUGCAUGGCAUCCACAGGGUGAUCUAUUAGUAUCUUGUUCUCCUGUGGAUACGCGUAUGUUUAUCUGGGAUACUUCUAAAAAAGAAGGUGUUCCGUUGAAACGAAUUGGUGGCGAUGGAUUAUGUUUUGUACAUUGGUCAUCUUGUGGUUUUAGAUUAUUUUCUGCUACAUGUAAAAAUAUAUUUAGAGUAUGGAAUACGGGAGCAGUAACAUCAUGGCAUGCAGAUAAAUGGACAGUGCCUAAUGAUCGUGUAGCAGUUGCAUGUUUUGGUCCAAAUUUAACUUUAUUAUUUGCGUCAAAUGAAGAUCCUGGUACAAUAUUUUCUCUACCUUUGCAAGAAAAUAUUUUUGAUGUCAAAAAGCCUUCUUUUGAUGAUGCAAAAAUGGCAGUACCUCUGAUAGAUUUAACAAAAGUUAAUUUUUCACUGGAUGAUGAUUGUGUUACUGUUGGCGGGAGGAUAACUGCAAUGGAAUGGGAUCCUACAGGAAAAUAUCUUGCUAUUCUUUUCCAGGAUAGUCCAUAUAUUGCAUUAGUUAAAACAAAAUUAGGACAUCUAUCGCGUCUGAUUGAAAUUAAACCAAGUUGUCUUAUUAAAGGAUAUCCAGGAGAAGUUCCAAAUUGUAUGAACUUCUAUCAGAAAUAUAAAAAUGAAUCAGACAAUAUAGUUUGUUUAACAAUUGCAUGGAAUAGUGGUCGUAUUCAACAUUUUCCAAUAAUUGAGAAGGAAAGUGUUCGUACUGUAAAUAUAUGUACUACACCCUUAUCACAUUCAUUUUCGAGACACGACAUGUACAAUUUCAAUUUAACCGUCACUUAUUGAUAACAUUUCUUGUUAAACAAAACUAUAAAAAUUUUAAUUAUUUAAUUAUUAAAUUUUUUCAAAUUUUUUAUUUGUUAAUAGGAUUUAAUAUAAAGGUUUAAUUUAUUUUAUUAUAUCGUUAUAAAAAACUAAGAAAUCGUUCAUUUAUAUACGAUAUGACAUUCUUAAUUACCACAUAACAUUUCGACAGAAAUUAUAUAAUACUUCAUAAUCGAUUCGUCAGCAUGCCUAGAAGAAAAAAACAUCGUUGAGAUCUGUGUUAAACAGUAAUAUGUUAGCUUCCUAACGUAUGGGAUAUACAACACGAAGAUUCUCGGGUUCGGUACCUAAUUAUACAAAGUCACAUGCAGAGCGCACGUCUUUCUAUUUUUAUAUCGCUUGACCGAAUGCUGAACAUCGACACGUACGUACGUAUGUGAUGCGUCCUGCACUAUUUCCAAUACGCUCUCUAUCCACUUUUACCACUACCAACUCUAAACACAAAUUAACCGCUACUGUUCUAUCCGUUUUAGAAAUCCUGUCAUCCUAAAUAUUUCUCAAAUCCAGUUUAUCAACUUGCUCUGUCACUUUAUUCAUGAUUUAUGAAAUAUUAUAUGAUAUAUUGAAAAAAAUAUAUUUAAAAUUUUUAAUAUAAUUGUUGCAUUUCAUUUGAAAUUGAUCAGGUAGUUAAGAUCAUUGAGAAAUAUUCAAAUAAAUUUAGUAUUAUAUAUUUAAUAUUUACAAUUCGUUAUUGUUUCAUCUUUUUAAUAUACUAUUCGAUAAUUUAUUUUAGAAAUAAAUUUUAGCAAAAAUCUUUUUAAAAAUCAUAAAAGAUUAAGAUAUUUUUAUCUAACUUAAAAAUUGAAUAUUAAAAAAUAAAAUUUUAAGAUUUUUAGAUAAAUAAUUGAAUUUUAAAUCAAGAUCAUUUCUAAUUUCAUUUCUAAUCACAAAAAGUAACUUUCUAUAAGUGACAUGGCUAAUCAAUUAUCGGUAUUAGAUAAACUGGUUUUAAAAAUUCAAGUUUCAUCCAUAUAAAGGAUCUAGAAGAGGGGAUUAACCGCUUUGAAUCCCCACCGAUUAAAAAUUCGUUAAAAUACCUUUUUUUUUUCUCUCCCUUCUUCAUUCUCUCUCUGUUAUUGCAUCCGUAUGGGGUGUACGAUCGAAAUCCUUUUUCCAGUAUAUUUAUUUUAAUGGCAGUCGUACACAUGCGGUGACUAUGGUACGAACAGAGUUGACAGGUGCCUGGGCAAAAAAGCGUGGUCGAGAGCGAGCAUAGUAUGUAUAAUGUAAGCAUAGAGGGCUGGCAGGCCACAUGUGCCACUCUAUCACUUAUCUACCCGUAAUAUGACGUAUAACUCGACCAUAAGAUGCAACUGUGAACGCAUGUAUGUAUAUGUAUGCGUAAAUGCAACAGUCAAGAUAGGUGUAUAUAUAUAGGGAUGAAUAGGAGGAUGAACGGACGUGUAUCUGUGUGUAUGUCCGCUUAGAAGAAAGCAUCCGAAGAUCGUGAUGUCACGAGAACUGCUUUGGAAUCAUAACAAUGCGUUUUGGACAACAUUGAUGAAUUGCAAAUGGUCUUUCUUUUCUUUUUAUUCUUCUUUGCGUUUUUUAAAUAUUGUUCUAAUAGUUUAUCUUGAAUUAUUAUUGUAGAUGACAUUGGUGAUAUUAAUAAUAAUGGUUAUGAAAUUAUGCAUGAAUGAAACUUGAUAUAUUUAAUAAGUGAAUUAUUGAAGUAAAAAUUACAAUUAAUUGAAUAAAUUGAUUUUUUGGUCGUUUACGUUAAUAUUUAUCAAUGAUUUAAGGAUAUGUAAAGGUAAUAGUUGUUAUUAAAUAAUUAUUUAAAUAUUUUUGAUCUUUUUAGCUAUGUUAAUUAUAAAGAAUUUUUUAUAUAUUAUUCUUAGAAUAGAAAAAAAAAUUGAGUGAUAUUAAAAAUAAUAAUAAAUAAAAUAAAAAUAAUAUGAAAAAGAAGAAAAAGAAAAUAAGAAAUGUCAUAAAUCAAUUUUUGAUACUUAAGAUUAAUUGGCAUCAGAAAAAAAUAAUUAGUUUUAUAAUAUCAGUAUAUUAUAUAUUAUAAAAUUAUUAAAAAUAGACAUUUCUUAUUUUUCUCUAUUUUGAACAUAUGUAAUUUUAUAAAUUUAUUUGUAUAUAUUAUAUAUAGUAUUUUUUCUAAUUUUAUAUUUAAAUAUUACUAAUAAAAUAUAUUUAAAAUCA
Messenger RNA from Apis cerana (Asiatic honeybee), 3928 nucleotides. RefSeq names its product aladin. Gene Ontology annotation, molecular function: protein binding. Gene Ontology annotation, biological process: nucleocytoplasmic transport. NCBI's taxonomy places the organism in Eukaryota, Metazoa, Arthropoda, Insecta, Hymenoptera, Apidae. The record is from RefSeq and is a predicted model, not a curated record. Gene Ontology annotation, cellular component: nuclear pore.